GGCGGCGGCGGCGGAUUCCACUUAGAGCGCCGUGGUUGAGUCUUGAGACGGGCAGCUUUCCUGUGGCCGCCACGCGAACCUGCCGCCCGUUGCCUCGAGCACCAUGCCGCGCUCUUUUCUCGUCAGGAAGCAGUCCGUGCCCCGCAGGAAGCCCAACUACAGCGAGCUGCAAGACUCUAGUUUGGAGUUCACCUUUCAGCAGCCUUAUGACCAGGCCCACCUGCUGGCCACCAUCCCGCCUCCCGAGGUCCUCAAGCCCACGGCCUCGCUGCCCACACUCAUCUGGGACUCCCUGCUGGUGCCCCCAGUGCCACGGGGGCCUGUGGUGGCCUGGGCCGCCCUGCAGGUGGCCGAGCUGACUGUGCUGUCCGAUGAGGACAGUGGCCAGGGCUCACAGCCACCCAGCCCGCCCUCACCGGCGCCUUCCUCCUUCUCCUCGGCCUCACUCUCCUCCCUGGAGGCAGAGGUGUGUACCACCUGCCCGGCCUUGGGCCCACUGCCCAGGCCGCCGAGCCAGCUGUGCGAGACCAAGGAGCCCCAGGCCCGCAAGGCCUUCACCUGCAAGUAUUGCGACAAGGAGUACCUCAGCCUAGGCGCCCUCAAAAUGCACAUCCGCAGCCACACGCUGCCCUGCGUGUGCGCCACCUGCGGCAAGGCCUUCUCCAGGCCCUGGCUGCUGCAGGGCCACGUACGGACCCACACAGGCGAGAAGCCCUUCUCCUGCUCUCACUGUAGCCGUGCCUUUGCCGACCGCUCCAACCUGCGCGCGCACCUGCAGACGCAUUCAGACGUGAAGAAGUACCAGUGCGUGGUGUGUGCGCGGACCUUCUCCCGCAUGUCCUUGCUCCACAAGCACCAGGAGUCAGGCUGCAUGGCGGGCCCACGCUGACCCAGCUCCUCCUCCGCUCUCUCCCUGACCCAGGGCAGCCUCUGCAGGUUCCAGGAGGCUGGAGCCCGCCUCCGCUUACUGCCCAGGAGUUCCUUCACAGCAGCGGCUGCAGCGGCCCCCACAGGACUUUGUAAAGACAGAUUUCUGCUUUCUAACACUCCGUUCUGGGCAUCCCGGCGUGCUCCGCAAGAGGCCUUUCUGUAGCCCACCUUCAGUUGUGGGCUUGUGUAACUAGAGAGGUUUAGAUACAGCUGCUGCGAGACUGCGACAGACUGACAGGAAGCUCUCACCCCACGCCCCAGCCCUCCCCGUCCCAGGCCACCCUCCACGAGGUGUGACUAACUAUGCAGUAAUCCGCCCCCAGGUGCAGCUCCAGGUCCCGCGGGGGUGGGCGCCUGACAGGAGGCCAUGUCUAGACCCCAAGGUGCCCCUGGGCUUGGGCAGCUGUGUCAGCCUCCUGUUUGUCACUGCGGCACCUGUUUCACGGACAGUUUAACAGUGUCUCAGAAGAGACUGGGUGGUGGCCCUCGGCCUGACCCCUGUGUCUCCCGGAACUAUUUUGGGGCCCAACAGGUGGGCCUACAAGAAAGAUGUUUACAUUUUAAAAGGUACACUGGUAUUUAUAUUGCAAGCAACCUUUUGAAUUACGUUUUGUACAGUUAUGUGUACAGUUUAUUGAUAUUCAAUAAAGCA
This is a messenger RNA of Ochotona princeps (American pika), 1582 nucleotides long. It is a transcript of the gene SNAI1, whose product is annotated as snail family transcriptional repressor 1. The record is from RefSeq and is a predicted model, not a curated record. Gene Ontology annotation, biological process: regulation of transcription by RNA polymerase II. The transcript has 3 exons. NCBI's taxonomy places the organism in Eukaryota, Metazoa, Chordata, Mammalia, Lagomorpha, Ochotonidae. Gene Ontology annotation, molecular function: DNA-binding transcription factor activity, RNA polymerase II-specific; RNA polymerase II cis-regulatory region sequence-specific DNA binding. The coding region runs from base 104 to 889 and encodes 261 amino acids.